GUGUCGCAGGCUUUUAUUGAGCUGACUCUGGUGAAACACAAGGUGUGUUAUGGCUAUCGGUGAUAUCUGAGUUCACUUACAUCGGUCUAUUGGGAAUGGGCUUUCUGUUGAUGUGGCUGGAGUUGUUGUGUUCCCAUAAGGAGAUACACGCUCUCAAAAUCAACGCCUAUGCUGCCAUCUGCACUGUACUGUCAGGUCUGAUGGGGAUGGUGGCCCACAUGAUGUACACCACAGUGUUCCAGAUGACUGUCAUCGUUGGCCCUAAAGACUGGAGGCCUCAGACCUGGGACUACGGCUGGUCAUUCGCCCUGGCGUGGAUCUCCUUCAGCUGUUGUAUGGGAGCUGCAGUCUUCACCCUCAACUCUUACACCAAGACCAUCAUCGAGCUGCGCCACAAACAGAGGCUCCGAUUGGAGGAGGCYCGCACCGCCAGCCACGSCCCUCCCUACRAUGAGGUGGUCCCCGGGAGCGGGCUCUACUCUGUCAGCGGCCUAUUGCAGUGCCCARACGGGAUGAUUGACGUGGCGUGGGCGCCUGAYGGGACCGUGAUGGGGGUGGGGAACGGGGAUGUACCAACUCUAGUGUUGCUAGGAGGGUGUGGGCCAGAGGGCUGUGAGGACUGUGAGAGAGAGAUGGAUGAGAUGGAGGAGGCCAUGGAGAGGGAAAGAGCUGAUUCGCCCUGUUAAUAAGUGAUGGGUGGGGCUAAAGAGAACAGAGGAGGACUAUGGGUAAUGUAGUCACUUUACAGGUACAGUAUAUGCACCUUGAGCUCUCAAGUUGGAAAGACUGAGACAGAGAAAGACUGAGACAGAGAAAGAGUGAGACGGAGAAAAACUGAGACAGGGAAAGAGUGAG
Salvelinus sp. IW2-2015 is the source of this 855-nucleotide messenger RNA. Its product is annotated as germ cell-specific gene 1-like protein. The record is from RefSeq and is a predicted model, not a curated record. Gene Ontology annotation, cellular component: plasma membrane. NCBI's taxonomy places the organism in Eukaryota, Metazoa, Chordata, Actinopteri, Salmoniformes, Salmonidae.